Messenger RNA from Amaranthus tricolor (Joseph's coat), 1485 nucleotides. RefSeq names its product adenylate isopentenyltransferase 3, chloroplastic-like. Bases 138 to 1157 code for a protein of 339 amino acids. Gene Ontology annotation, cellular component: mitochondrion. The record is from RefSeq and is a predicted model, not a curated record. Gene Ontology annotation, molecular function: tRNA dimethylallyltransferase activity. NCBI's taxonomy places the organism in Eukaryota, Viridiplantae, Streptophyta, Magnoliopsida, Caryophyllales, Amaranthaceae. The transcript is spliced from 2 exons. Gene Ontology annotation, biological process: tRNA modification; cytokinin biosynthetic process.
UAUCACAAUUCACAGAUAUAAGUCUAUUCAUGAAUAUCUAAAUCACACUCAUUACUGCAUACAAUCAGUUCAUUUUGUACUUGCUUCUCUUCUUCACACUUUCCAUACUUUCUUCAAUCAAGCUCUCUUAAAGGUUGAUGAACUUGAUGAUGAGAUCACUUCCCAAACAAAUGUGGGAACAAGCAAAACCCUUUCUAAAAUACCCCACAAGUUUGUUGAACAAGGAAUUACAUAAACCAUGGAAGCAACCAAGAAAUAAUAAGGUGGUUUUUAUCAUGGGAGCCACCGGCACUGGAAAAUCUCGUCUCUCCAUUGAUUUAGCAACUAUAUUUCAAGCCGAAAUAAUAAAUUCAGAUAAAAUUCAGAUUUAUAAGGGUCUGGAUAUCUUAACAAAUAAAGUGACAAAAGAAGAACAAUGUGGGAUCCCACACCACUUAUUAAGCAUAGUCAACCCUAAUGUUGACUACACAACAAAAGACUUUUGUCUAAUGGCCACACAUGGAGUGGAAUCUAUUCUCCAAAAGGAGAAACUCCCAAUCAUUGUUGGGGGAUCCAACUCUUAUAUUGAGUCUUUGGUUAUGGAUCCCAAAUAUGGGUUUAAGUCUAAAUUUGAUUGUUGUUUUCUAUGGGUUGAUGUUAAUUUUCACGUAUUAAAAAAGUUUGUGGCGCAUCGGGUUGACAAAAUGGUUCAAUCGGGUUUAGUAGAAGAGAUUCGAGAAGUAUUUGACCCGUAUAACUCGGACUAUACUCGAGGAAUACGACAAGCUAUUGGGGUAGCCGAGUUAGACAACUAUUUUCGAAAUGAAAAGUUUCUAUUGGAUCAUUCAAGUCGGGUUAAUGGGCUUCAAAAUGCUAUAAAAGAGAUAAAAAAGAACACAUGUAAUCUUGCGAACAAACAAAUACAAAAGAUUCAUUGUUUAAGGGAUUUGAAAGGUUGGGAUUUAAAUCGAAUUGAUGCCACUCAAAUAUUAAAGGAUCGUAACAAAGAUGCAGCUGAUCAGGCUUGGCAAGAGAUGGUGGUUAAACCAUCACUUGAAGUUGUCACCCGUUUUCUUUCGAAUACCAAUGAUUUGGAAUUCGAUUUAUCUGCCAGAUCUAGAGUGCUUACACGGACCAUGAUUAGGAAUGGUUGCACCUUUAUUCCUAUAGCAACGUAGUAACCAUAGAUUUAGACCCGUCAGGCAGUGCGUCAGCGGGUUUUGUCGGAUCAUUUUAGGUUCAAUAAUUUUUGGAUAGAUCAACUUCGGGUCAGGACAAUUUGGGCUAUCACUAAAGACUUAAAAUAUAUAUUUUUUUAUUACUAAAAUUUUUAUCAAUAUAUUUUUUUUAUUUUUAUUUAUACCACUCUUAAAGCUUACCGUGAAAUAUAAGCUCAAAAUACAAAAAUUGUAAAUGAUAAUGUAAAACUUAAUUUAUUUGUCUGGUCAUCAUAUAUUUUCUUUGGUCCUAUUUAUAUGUAAUAUUUGUUUUUUCAUGCAACUCAAU